CUGGGAGGCUCGCUUGACCCGCACACAAGGAAAACAACAACAGCCUUGCUCCCAAAUAGAACUUUGAUUUCUGGAAGCUUAGCAGGACGAGACGACUAAAUGGAGGACGAGGACAGCAGAACAGUGUGGGUGGGGAACUUUGAUCCAGAUGUGACCACUGAGGAGGUCCUGUACGAGCUGUUCCUGCAGACGCAAGGUAGGCAAUGCCUGUCAGUGUCCGGCCUCUACGAAUCUUCUCCAAAGAAUAAGACCUGUGCAAAGAUAAUGGACUAUUUACUUUCAUUCAUUAAUCAGGCUGGACCACUUCACUAUGUGAAGAUACCAAAGGACAAAAUGACAGGAAGAAGUAAAAGCUUUGGUUUCAUCUGUUUUCGUCAUAGUGUUAGUGUACCAUAUGCCAUUGAGCUUAUGAAUGACAUUGAUGUUAAUGGAAGAAAUUUAAGAGUGCAAAGUAGGAAUCACCAACAACUACAGCAGCAGGGUCUGUCUUGUGGUCCAGGAGGCAUACACUCCCUUGAUCCAAAUUUUGGUGUAGUCCAGAACUUUUCAGGAUCCUCACACCCCUGUGGACAGCAGGCACUCAUGCAGUCCCCCAGCAGCUUACUUGGAUUGCCAAAUCAGAAUGUCAUGGCAAUGGCUCACCACCAAAUGGCAUUACUGAAUGCCUUUCAACCUAUUCCUCUUUCAGCAAAUCCUCUUCUUAAUGCUCCUAGAGAGCGUUAUUCUGACAGACAUGGGUCUAUCAAUUAUGAUAGAAAUAAUCAAUACAUGAAAAAUAAUUCUCCAAGAGACAAUCCAUACCAGCGAGAUAACUACUCCAGAAAUAGCUCAUACCAGAGAAACAACUAUUCCAAUGACUACGGAAAGCAUAGUCCCUAUCGUCAGGAUGCAUCAUCCAGUCCUUACUCUAACAGGGAUAAGUCUGGCACAGGUAGUGGCACACAGCACAACCCAGGCCAUUUUAAUUUCAGUAGAUUAGGGCCACAGCAGAACAGAGACCACCACCACCACCACCAUCGGUCCUCCCAUACCAAUGGCAGUCACAGCAGACAUGGUGACCAGCAUAACAGACACAGGAGUGAGUCUCACCACAGUAAAUAUGAUAAUCACAGGAGUUCAGGCAGGCACUAUUCCAAUCAUUAUGACAGCAGGAAUUACCGAUGAUGAUCUGUGUCACUUCCCUUGUUAAAGUCAUCACUGUUUGUAAAGGAGCCAAUUAUUUAGCUGGGGUAAACUGAGUAUUUUCCCUCAAAUCUUGUGCAAGGAAUAAGGAUUGUGUAAAACACUUUGACUCAUGCUUAUUGGUCAUUUAGAUUUACUAAUUUAAAGAUCUUGACGACACACUUCUUUGAAGGAUUGAUUCAUAGUGUUCAUUUCCUAUAUAUUAAUGUUGUGGAAGUAUCAGUUUCAUUAUUGCUCCCAUGCAGGAGUUUACUAAACUUAUACAGCUGUGGCUAUUUCCUAUUCAUUUUAUUUAUUUGUUUAUUUUUUUUUUAUUAUUAUUAUUAUUAUUAUUAUUAUUAUUAUUAUUAUUAUUAUUAUUGGUAUUAUUAUUAUUAAUAUUAUUAUUAUUAUUAUUAUUAUUAUUAUUAUUAUUAUUAUUAUUAUUAUUAUUAUUAUUAUUAUUAUUAUUAUUGAUUUUAUUUUUUGUUUUAUUUUUAACUGGAGAUAUCACAACUUCUAGUUCAUACUUUUAGCCAUAGCAUCAUUCUCCUUUUAGAAAAUAAGAUGUGGACAACUUUAAAUCUCUCUCAAUUUAUGGAUACUUUUCUAUAUACUUAUGGUCAUUGUUUUUUUUCUCAUUCUUUUUCUCUGUGAUGGUUAUUAUAUAUGUGUACUCUAUUUGUGUACUAUAUACACUGUUCAAUACGACAACUGCGAGUCCUUUCUUAUGUUUACUUCAACCUUUCUUGAAUAAAAUUUAUAGACUGCCACAACACACACAAACACAGUCAUCAUCCACCAUUUUGUUAUUGAUGACAGUCCUUGCUCAACACCUAAAAAAAUAUAUAUACAAUCAUGUGUCUGGCAGUGUGACAGGAUUCUGCCCAAGGUUUCAUAAUGUAUGCCAUUAUUUCAAUUAUCACUGACAUCGAUGUGUGCUUUCUUUGUUAUUUGACAUAAUUACAGUGUCUUGGUGCAUGCAUUGUCUUUUCUCCAAGAACUGUCUGUUUUAAUGUGUGUAACAGGGCUCUCUAUGUGGAUUUCUUAUAUUAACUUAAAUGUUUUUACUCAGCAAAAGUAUACUGUUAGCAUUAUUAUUAUCAUAUACUCUAGAUAAUGAAAACUUCAUUGAAGUACAGCAUCAGUUCAUAAAUGGGAGAAAAUAAACAUUUAUGACUGUUUACUCUUAACACCUUGUCCACAUUCCUGAGAUACAAUGCUAUGGACACCUGGCAGCUGAGAGCAUUAAUUACAAGUUGUGAUACCUCCAAUUGAAAUGUAAAUACAGUAAGAAGACAUUAGGUAUUCACUCAGAUUUAUAAUGCACUAUUCUUCAAGUAGGGAAUUAUUUUUGUACAUCAUCUGAUAUUAUCAGUAGUAUAUUGGCCAUAUCUUAGUUUAUAACUGAAAAAGAAACAAGAAAAAAACUAUAGAAUUAUUUUAUCUUAUAUGCAUAUAGACUAACAGAGAAAAGAAGUUAUUUAUGAAAUUCUUAUGUUUGGCUUUCAAUGAUAUGCAAGACUUGAGAUAAUUGAGGCUUAUUAGUAUGCUUUAUUUUUUCUAUGCUGUAUUAUUUCUUAUUUAGUUAUUUUUGGAAAGAUAUUACAUUAUUUUCUGUAGCAUUUAACUCAUGAAGAUGUAUUGAAAUUAAGUAAUAUUUACAUUCAUAUGAAAGGUGAACGUCUUUAUUUUUUAGGUUGAUUGUAAGUACUUCUAUAAGCAUUAUUAGAUUUUAUAAAAAUUGUAUAAUUUAAUGACUCAAGUGGUUCUUAUCCAUUGCUUCCCUUUUUAUAUUGAUUUAAGCAAAUACUGACUUACUACUAAACAAGCAAUCUUUUGUUUUAUAUGUUUAUUGAGAGAUUUAUAUAAUUUGUUUUUUUUAACAGUUGACAUAGUUGUAUAGUGGUGCAUAUUAACUUGUGUUGGAAUAUUUCUUGGUGGUAUAUAAAUCAUACAAACUUGUGGGCCCAAGAAUGGAAGUGUUAUGACAACCUCUCAGAGAUCAAGUAGUCAGGUAGCCUAUUAUUGGUAAUUAACUUCAUUUAAUAUCAGAAAUAUUUUUGUUGGACAUCAUGAAUUAGUUUUAGCUGAUACUCAAGUCAAAGUGAGCUUUGGGAAAGAGUGAAAUUACUAGAAGUGUAUAGAAAACAUGAUGUUUUAUGUUUUGGAGAGAGAGAGAGAGAGAGAGAGAGAGAGAGAGAGAGAGAGAGAGAGAGAGAGAGUGAGAGAGAGAAGCUUGCAAGGACAAGAAUGAAGCAAAAUUCUGCUGAUGUGUGUGUGUGUCAAAAUAGCUGGAAAUGCUUUAUAUUUUGUGAAGGCAUUUGUUUCAGGAGGUGGUAACUAUUUAAGCUGUAUGUACUGUACUGUUCAAACAUCUCCAAAAUUCAUUACUCUAAAUUUUGUUUAAAAGUUUACCACAUAUUUAGUAAGUGUUUGAAAGAUGGAUUCCUUCAGGAAAAUGGAAGUGUUUUAAAUGAUCUCAGUGAAAAAGGUUUUAUCUUGUGUCUUAUGUAUGCUUCUUUCCAUAUAUUUUUCAAAACAUCUAUUCUGUCUUUCCUUUUUCUCUGUAUUUCAUGCCAUGGUCCACAAAACAACAACAAAUGUAUUGGUCCUUACAGGUUUGUUUGUUAUAAGUUGCAUUAUCUUAUUUUUAGUUAAGAGAUAUAUAUAUGACAGGUCACCAACUACCCUUUUUUUUUAUGGAUCUCUCUCUCUCUCUCUCUCUCUCUCUCUCUCUCUCUCUCUCUCUCUCUCUCUCUCUCUCUCUCUCUCUCUCUCUCUCUCUCUCUCUCUCUCUCUCUCUCUCUCUCUCAUUCACAGUAAUAGUGUAAUAAAUUACUUUAGUUACUGAUUUAUUUGUUUAGUUACUGAUUUGAUUUAUUUUAUUUAUUUGUUUUUUAUUACAAUAAGGUCAAAGUGUUCUGGAGAAUUAAAGUUGCCAGAUACAUGA
Messenger RNA from Scylla paramamosain (green mud crab), 4114 nucleotides. RefSeq names its product RNA-binding protein 7-like. The coding region runs from base 100 to 1164 and encodes 354 amino acids. Gene Ontology annotation, biological process: regulation of alternative mRNA splicing, via spliceosome. Gene Ontology annotation, cellular component: nucleus. NCBI's taxonomy places the organism in Eukaryota, Metazoa, Arthropoda, Malacostraca, Decapoda, Portunidae. Gene Ontology annotation, molecular function: single-stranded RNA binding. The record is from RefSeq and is a predicted model, not a curated record. The transcript has 3 exons.